This is a messenger RNA of Schistosoma curassoni, 1028 nucleotides long. The record is from the annotation of a GenBank genome assembly. NCBI's taxonomy places the organism in Eukaryota, Metazoa, Platyhelminthes, Trematoda, Strigeidida, Schistosomatidae.
GAACGAUUGAUGAUAAUAUUAUUGUUGUAGAUUAUAGAAUGAAAGAUGAUGAGAUUUUUAAACGAAUCAAAAUUCCAACAUUUGUUCAACUAAUUUUACAAAUAUCUGAAGUACAACAACAACAAAAUAAUGAUUUAAACAACCAUAAUUCAUGUAGUACACCAAGAAAUGAAGUUGACAAUCGUAUUAAUAAUAAGUCAAUAAAUCGCAAUGAUUCUGCACAUGGCAAUGUGGAUCCACCUCUAACUGAAAGAUCUACACUUGAAAGUCUUGUUACUGGUGUUGGAGAAUUUGACAUAUGUUUUGGUCAGUCACGUUCACAAAUCCCAGAUACAACUAGCAAACUGACUUCAUUAGUCGACAGUCCAUAUUUAUUACUUGAUGUAAGAGAUCGAGAUGAUUAUGAUGCAUGUCAUAUUAUAACAGCUCGUAAUUAUCCAAUUGCAAUGUUAUCCCGUAGUGUAAAUUUUGAAACUACUGAAAUGUUAGCUUAUCGUAAUCGACCUGAUCAUAUUAUUAUUGUAUAUGAUGAAGAUGAACGUUUAGCACCUAGAGCUGCAUCUACAUUAGUACAGAGAGGUUAUUGUAAUUUAUUUAUGUUAUCAGGUGGAUUAAAAGUAGCAUGGAAAUUAUUUCCAAAAGGAUUAAUCAUUGGAGAAAUGCCAUUAUCUAUUUCAUAUGCUUUGAAAUUACGUGGGAAAACUCGGAUAUCAUCUAGACCAUCGUCUCAUCAAAGUUCUAUUCAUAAUUCUCAAAUUAAUCAAAAUUCUUUUAUACCAAAUUCAUCUACAACAUCGCUCCAAUUAGAUCGUCGAAAUGGUAAUAUGCCAUUAAUGUAUUGUGCAUUAGGGACACGAGAUAAUUUAGACGGAUGUGAAGAAUUUCUACCUGAAGAUAUUGUUCAUUUAACGUUAACGAUAGAAAAAGGUGUUGACGAUGGACGUUCCAUUCGAUCGAAUUACAGUCGUUGUACUAAUUCAUCAACAUGUUAUUCAAAGGUAACUAAUGGUAGAAAACCUUUUCGUUAA